Salvia splendens (bonfire salvia) is the source of this 3309-nucleotide messenger RNA. Its product is annotated as serine/threonine-protein kinase CTR1. Lineage: Eukaryota; Viridiplantae; Streptophyta; Magnoliopsida; Lamiales; Lamiaceae. The transcript has 17 exons. Gene Ontology annotation, biological process: protein phosphorylation. The record is from RefSeq and is a predicted model, not a curated record. Bases 266 to 2728 code for a protein of 820 amino acids. Gene Ontology annotation, molecular function: ATP binding; protein serine/threonine kinase activity.
GGCCAACCUCCAAACAUGUAAUGAUGAAUUAUACUCCAUAACCUAGGAUUCUAUGUGAAGGUUGAAAAUUGACCGGGAAGAAUAAUAGGACUACGCCAUUUAACUGAAACAUCCCACUUUCCGACAAUCGCAAGCGGAAAGUAGGAGACAAAGAGAGAAACAAACAAAAUCUUCACCAGAUAGCCAACAACCAUACAAAUUAAAACCAUGGCUGUGCUUCAAAUUCAAUGAAUUCCGAUCUCAUGCAUUUACUGCCUCAAUUCCAAUGGAAUUGCCCGGCCGACGAUCCAAUUACACUUUGCUGAGCCAAAUUCCCGACGACCCGCCCUACCGCCCCAAAUACUCCGCCGCCGCCGCCGCCGCGCCGCCGCAGCCCUACUAUUACGAAUCGCACUCCGGAGACAAGAACAAGCUCGGAGGAGCCACCGCCUACGACCGGGACGCGAUCGAUCAGCUGAAGGUUUCGCAGCAGCAGAGCCGGAUCGGACCGACGUCGUUUGCCGGCUCUUUCGGGUUGCAGAGGCAAUCGAGUGGGAGCAGCUUCGGUGAGAGCUCUGUAUCGGGGGACUAUUACCCGCCCUCUCUCUCCAAUCCGGAUGGGGUUUUUAAUCAUUUCAGCGACGGCGGCAGAGACCUCAGGGCUAAGGCGGAAGAAGCGUCGGCUAGGGGUGCCGGGAGCUCGUCGUCGCGUAAGAGCUGGGCGCUGCAGACGGAGGAGAGCUACCAAUUGCAGCUGGCCUUGGCUCUCCGACUCUCCUCAGAAGCUACCUGUGCUGAUGACCCUAAUUUGUUGGAUCCGGCGCCGGAUGAAUCUGCUUGCCGCCCUUCUUCUUCAGCUGAGGCCAUUUCUCAUCGAUUCUGGGUAAAUGGCUGUUUAUCAUACUCCGACAAAAUACCUGAUGGGUUUUACUCCAUUCACGGGAUGGUACCGUAUGUCUGGGCUGUAUGCUCUGAUCUUCAGGAAAUUGGCCGAAUUCCAUCUCUUGAAUCAAUGAAGGCCGUUGAUCCUGCCACUAUGUCUUCUGUCGAAGUAAUUGUAGUUGAUAGACAUGGUGAUCCUAGCUUGAGAGAGUUGCAAAAUCAGGUUCAUACUGUAUCAUCUAGUAGCAUUACAACUAAGGAAGUUGUUGGCCAGCUUGCAAAGAUAGUUUGCAAUCGUAUGGGGCAUGCAGCUUCUAAUGGGGAAGACGACUUAAAUCAGAUAUGGAAACAGCAUAGUGAUAACUUGAAAGAUUGUUUAGGGUCUGUUGUUCUACCUAUUGGCAGUGUGUCUGUCGGCCUCUGCAAGCACAGAUCCUUGUUAUUCAAAGUUUUAGCCGACGUUAUUGGAUUACCUUGUCGGAUUGCGAAAGGAUGUAAAUUUUGUAAUCGAGAAGAUGGUUCCUCAUGUCUGGUUCGAUUUGAGCUAGACAGGGAAUAUCUUAUUGAUCUGAUUGAGAAACCAGGAUGCUUAUGUGAACCUGAUUCUAUGUCAAAUGGUCCAUCUACAAUCUCCAUUUCUUCUCCAUUGCGUUAUCCGCGAUCCAAGAAGGUGGAGCCUACAAUUGACUUCAGGCUUCUGGCGAAACAGUACUUCUUGGAAUAUCAAUCGCUUAACCAAAUAUUUGAUGAAUCAUUAGCAGCUGGACCUGUUACUGAUGCAGGUGCUGGUGAUUCCAUAUACCCUAGACAAUCAGAGAAGAUUAAUGAUGACAGUACAGGCACUCCUCCAAGCUCAAGUAAGGAGGAGGAAGUUUCUUAUAAAGUAAAAGGCUCAACACCUUUAAAGCCUCCCCCUCCAGUCCGGCAUAAAGUUGUGCCAGGUCCCAGAGGAAAUGGAGGAAAUAUGUUAUUUCAAACUAAAUCAAGUGCUGAACUAGCCUUUGAUAUUGAAGAGCUGAAGAUUCACUGGGAUGAUCUAGUUAUAAAGGAGAGGAUCGGGGCAGGUUCUUUUGGUACAGUUCAUCGUGCUGAAUGGAAUGAUUCGGAUGUAGCCGUCAAGAUUCUUAUGGAACAAGAUUUUCAUGCAGAAAGGUUCAAGGAAUUUUUACGAGAGGUGGCAAUCAUGAAAAGAUUGCGCCAUCCAAAUAUAGUGCUCCUUAUGGGAGCUGUGACAGAGCCACCAAACUUGUCAAUAGUAACAGAAUAUUUAUCCAGAGGUAGCCUGUAUAGGCUAUUGCAUAAACAUGGUGCAAGAGAGGUGUUGGAUGAGAGACGUCAGUUGAGUAUGGCCUAUGAUGUGGCAAAGGGGAUGAAUUAUCUUCACAAACACAACCCUCCAAUUGUUCAUAGAGACUUGAAAUCUCCUAAUCUUUUAGUUGAUAUAAAGUAUACUGUUAAGGUAUGUGAUUUUGGUCUUUCCCGUUUCAAAGCAAACACAUUUCUUUCUUCCAAGUCAGCUGCUGGAACUCCUGAGUGGAUGGCACCUGAAGUCCUCCGCGAUGAACCAUCAAAUGAAAAAUCAGAUAUAUACAGUUUUGGUGUGAUUCUGUGGGAGCUGGCAACCUUGCAGCAACCAUGGGGCAACUUGAAUCCUGCACAGGUUGUUGCAGCAGUUGGUUUUAAGGGAAAGAGGCUCGAAAUUCCUGAGAAUAUGAAUCCUCAAGUUGCAGACGUAAUUGUAGCCUGCUGGGCCAACGAGCCCUGGAAACGACCAUCAUUUUCCAGUAUAAUGGAAUCUUUGGCACCACUAAUUAAGUCUCCAUCAAGAAUCAAACCAGCUGGCCGUGCUGAACUACAACUAAUUUGAAGAUUUUGGACAUCAGUAAAAGCUCACAAAUUUUCUGCAUGGAUUCUUCUGAUCAGUUUCUAGCAUGAAGGCUGCUGCUUGGAUCGCAAGGUGUUCUUGUGUACAUAAAAGCUAGUAGUUGAAAUUAUUGAUGAACUGGCAUUUUUGCAAAGGUUGAAGAAGGUGUGAUCAUUCUUAAGGUAUUCUGAGAAUUUGCAAUUCCUUUUACUAGACAUUCAAAAGAGACUGCUUAGCUCUAUGCACUCCCAAUUGAAGCCAGAAACAGAAGCGUGCAUAUAAUUAUUUAGCGAUAUUGUUUUAUAGAGCAUGUUUAAAAAAAACUGCUCUACAGAAAAACCCUAAUUCAUAUACAAUUCUCAAUUUUGUGUCCAGCUUUUCAAUAUAGUAUAUGUUAAAUUAGGGCAUCACCUGGAAAUUACAACGUGGAUGUUAAUGCAAUAAUAAUGUGUAUAUAUGUUACUACUACAUUGGUUUGUUUGUUUUGUAAUUUUUUUACUAAAAACUGAAAAAGUAUAAAGAACGACUGACAACUCAAAUAAAUUUUGAUUUGAGAGUGGAAAUACCAUAUCAAUUUUGUUGAA